AGACGUGGGCCAGUCGACGCCGGGUUGUGGGAGGGAACACACGCAUCCGCUCCCUCACUGCCGCCUCCACGCUGCUCACACUACCUCCCGGCUUCCCCAGCGUGACAUGGUGCCAAAGGGAACACCCUUACUCACUCCACCUGUUAAUUGUAGGGAAUGAUGGAAGGAACGGAAGGGAGUGAGUGUGUUAUAUACGUGACAAAAUCCGUGACAUUUGUGAGUGACUGAAAGAGUGGGCGUGAUGCGUUGCAGCGUAAAGCGUGACAAGUGACAGCCUCCCCCAGUGACAGGCAGCAUCCCGGCGUGACGACAAUGCCCCGUCACCGCCGCAACACUGAGCACGGGAUGAACACUUGCCUCCCCGUCACGCCUCUGUAAUUCAGCCAACGAAAAUAUUCAAGACGCCGCUACCACUUCCCAGCAACCUCAGCACCCAGAGACUCGAUAUUAACUUGAUGAAAGGCGGCCAGAAUAUUGCCUUACCUGACCUAAUUAUUACCUUACCUAACCUAACGCAAUACCCCAAACAUAUCCUUACUAGAAUCCUACCUUACCUUCAAUUUACCUAACCUAACCUUACCUAACGUAUCCCAGCAAUCGAACUUAAGAUAACUAGAAUAUUACCUUAACUUAAAUUAUCUAAUCUAACCCAGUAAUUGAACUUAACCUUAACAGAAUAUCAUUUCACCUAAAUUUACCUAACCUAAUCUAAUUACUACAAUACUACCUUACCUUAACUUACCUAACCUAACCAGAAUAUUGACUUACCUAUACUAACCCAGUAAUCGAAUCUAACCUUACCAAAAUAUCACUUCACCUUAACUAACUCAACCUAAUCAGAAUUUUAACUUAUCCUAAUCUAACCCAGUAUUCUAAUUUAACCUUACCAGAAUAUCACUUCCCCGUAACUUACCUAACCUAAUCUCUUACCUAACCCAACCCAGUAACUAAAACAUAUCCUUACUAGAACACUAUCUUAUCUUAACUUACCUAACCUAACCAGAAUAGAACCUUAACUAUUCGUACUAAUCCAACCAAUCUCAAAAAACUAUCCAAACUUGACCUAACCCAACCCAAUCCAACGGAAAACAACCCAAACCUAACAAAACCUCACCAAUCCUCAUCCACAAUCCAAUCCAUUCUAAAAACUAACCCAAUAAAUAGAAAGACAAGAACAAUAAAUACUCUAACGUCACAACUCACAAGGGACGCAAACCUGAACAAAAAUGAGACUUUCGUUCAAUAAGAAAAUAGAAGUGAGUGAAACAUUUUCGUUCAGCGUCCCUGUGCUAUGAAGAACACGCAGAUAAGAAGGCGGCGCUGCGCAUUUAAGUGUUCAGCAAGGCAAGACGAAAUAUUACGAUAAAAAAAAAGGAGGGAAAACCACGGAUCCUUUUUUUUCACAUCGCAAUUAACAUAUCAAGACUCAGGACUCCCAAGGUCAAGACGUCCACCAAUCACCGGUCAUAAAACUGCCCUAGCCUGGAUUCCUCGUCUCUGAUUGGCUCUCACUAACGCAGGAUGACUCAAGGAAGCAAAUACACAUCCUUCUUUGUCCUCAAAUUGACUCUUUUCUCUCACCUGGUCGUGGUGACUUCAGGUCAGUGCCGAGGGACAGAGACCUUCGAGAAGCUGUCACGCUUCACACUGGAGGGCGUGGAAAGGGCGCCGCCCCUCUACACAUAUUCCGGGGGCACGGUGACUGCAGGGUGUUUGGAUAGGUGUCGUGAGUCAAGAACAUGCUCUGGCUUCGUGGUGGACUACAGCAGAGAGGCAUGUUUCCCACUCAGUCCUGUGUUCCCCCCAGCAGGCCCCAACCCCGCCCCUCGCCCUGCUGAUUACGCUGUCAAUUACUUUCAGAAGAUUUGCUUGAGUGGGCCGACGUGUGGCAAGGCGUGGAUGCUGGAGAGGGUCGUGGGCUUUGAGAUCGAGGGUUAUGACGACCUGGUGCUAAAUGACGUGGCCACCAGACUCAAGUGCGCCGAGCUGUGUCUUGGGGAAAGGAACCUGAGAUGCCGCAGCGCUGAGUAUCAUGAGAGGGACCGUGUGUGUCGCCUCAGCCGCCAGGACAGACGCACACAGCCCCUCAGCUUCCGCCCCUCCAGCCCUCACGUCCACUACAUUGAAAACCAGUGCGCAGGGAUUCCUCUACAACAAAACUGUGAAUUUGAGGAGUUUCUAGAGCAGGAUAUUUUCCAACCUGACCUGCAGCUAGCCGUGGAGUCGAAGGAACAAUGUCAAGAGGCGUGUGAGGCAGAAACCAGCAUGAACUGCCGCUCCUACACGUGGGUGGCGCGGGCUGGUGUGUGUCGCCUCUCAGGGGACGACAUGAUAUCAUCUGGCCUGUCUGCCAUCCUGCCCUCGCCAGGCGUUGUGUACUACCAGAGAACGACCUGCCUUGACUUGAGAUUAUCAUGCACUGUGGACGCCAUGACUGUUAAGCUACACACUCCUGAGCCAUUCAAGGGGCGUCUUUUCUCCCAGGACUUCCCUAACACCUGCAAAUCACAAGAUAAGUCCAGGACGGAAACCUCUCUCGUGAUCAAUUUUCGGGACCCCCAGUGCGGCACGGUGGACGAGGGUAGCGGCGUGUACAGCAACAUAAUAGUAGUGCAGCACCAUCCUGUCAUCCAGCGCCGCGGGGACAAGGCCAUCAAGCUGCUGUGUCUCUUCCAAGCCGCCAAUCAGACUGUCAGUGAUUCAUUCAACUUUGUCAUCGAUAGCUCAUUUCCCGGAGGAAACGUCGCCACUGCCAUUGUCAACGCCACUGCUCCGUCUCCAAGAAUUCGUCUGCGCAUUGUUGACCGCGCAGGGAACGACAUCAACGGGGCCAGACUGGGCGAGGAGCUGUAUCUCAGACUUGACCUCGAUGAUGACAGCGUGUACGGAAUCCUGGCGCGGAAUCUCGUAGCACGUAGCGGUGACAACAGUGACUCUAUAGUGUUGCUGGAUGAGCGAGGGUGUCCGGCAGACCCAGCCAUCUUCCCGUCCCUCCAGCCCAUCCCCAACUCCAGGAGCCUUCAAGGAAAGUUCGAGGCCUUCAAGUUCUCUGAGGAUCAAGUUGUGAGGUUCCAGGUCAACGUUCAGUUCUGCCUAGAGGAGUGCCGGCCUGCCCAGUGUGGCAAUAUUGUGUCCUACGGGAAGAGAAGGCGACGUUCCCUGACGGAGGGUGGCCUGGUGACCUUAGGUGGUGAGCUGACCCUGGUGGGAGGAGAGGUUACCCUGAGAGACGUGGAGGUGCUAGAUAAUGAGGAUGAGGAAGAUGAUCAUGUUUACCACGAGAUGCCGCUGCAGAAGGAGAUUCUAGUGGAGAGCAGCAGUGUGAAGCCCCUCAAGUCUGGCCUGCUGCCGGAGGAGACUGACGCCCGCCGCAUUGCUAACCUGGUCUGUACGUCGCGGGAAGUCCUUAUUGCUAUGGUGGUGUCCGCUGUUAUCCUGCAGAUCUGCAUCAUUCUAAUUGCCAUCAUGUGCGUAUUCGCUCGACGGAGGAGGAAGGUUCCCGCAACGGAGGUACAGCAGGGCGCCUCCAGCCUCACCCUGAGCAGAGGUUACCGUUCACCCUACACCGUCUCCAUUUCAGAAGACUCGGCCAAUACUCUUAAGACCCUAAGGACGUCCCUGAGAGACUAGAGAGAGAGAGAGAGAGAGAGAGAGAGAGAGAGAGAGAGAGAGAGAGAGAGAGAGAGAGAGUUUUAGGGCAUCUAUUGUAUAUUGUAUCAUGUAUAUUUUCUGUACAGUUUAUACUUAAGAAAAUAAAUUAUGAAUAAGUUUA
Messenger RNA from Portunus trituberculatus (swimming crab), 3772 nucleotides. RefSeq lists its product as uncharacterized. The transcript has 16 exons. The record is from RefSeq and is a predicted model, not a curated record. The coding region runs from base 1522 to 3630 and encodes 702 amino acids. NCBI's taxonomy places the organism in Eukaryota, Metazoa, Arthropoda, Malacostraca, Decapoda, Portunidae.